UUUUAAAUAGUUCAAGAUGAAUUCAGAUGGAAAUAUUGAGUCGAUAGACCAAGACGAGAACCACAAGAUGGCUGAGAAUAAGUACGAAGAGAAUCAUAGACAAGAAGCUGAUAUUGAAGUAAAAGGAGUUAAAUAAGGCUUCAAGCUCAGUACAUCAGUUCAAUAAUGAUAGCAAUGGGGAUAAGGAGGAUCUUGAAGAAAGUAAUUCUCUUAAACCGUCGACUAAGGAGGAAACCAAGCUUGUCAAAGGAAAUAGCAAGGUUGCUCCUGAGGGAGCCAAGCCUAAGAAGAAUCCCUUUGCUAAAUAAGGUAACUUACCUCAAUGUCACAUCUGAAGAACUCAUCAAGAUAUACCGGAUGAGUCAAUGCAGAGUGUCUAUUGCCAACUUCAUGCGAGCCAAGUCGGUAGAUGUGUUCAUCAUCAUCCUCAUAUUGCUCUAUACUUUGCUGGUAGUUGUAUACUUGGCCAUUGACGACGAGAUCGAAGGCUCCAAGUCUGCAGAAAUGGCUCUGCAGAUCACAGAGCUGUGCUUCCUGUUUGUGUUCUGCAUUGAGAUCACACUGAACCUCGUGGGGUUCGGCUGUUUGUUCAUUAAAGACUGGUGGAACAUUGCUGAUAUCACGGUGAUUCUCUUGGCUAUUGUGUUCGUCAUUCUGGACAUGAUACUUGAUGACUCCAGUCUGUCAGGACUCUUCCGAUUGAGAGGUCUGUUCAGACUGCUCAGAGUUGGCAUUCUGAUACGAAAGUUCGACUCGCUUCGCAAGAAAAGCCAAGCACGAAAGAGACUCAAAAACAAAGACAUUUACCAUGUGGCUUCUCCAGCUGAAAUCGUCAACGAAAUUUUGUGAGACAUCAGAGACAUGGUUGAAAACGACGACAAAAUGAUUGAAGACCUCAAUUAUUGCAUCAAAAUGGUGUCAUCAGGCAAGUUGUAUGAAGCCAACAUUGACGACAACAUUGAAGAAGGCGAUGAAAAUCGGAGAGAAGCUAUAUCUUUCUUCAAGAACAUCCAAGGCAACACCAACACUAACAACAAAGAUGAUGAAGCUGUUGAAAAGGAAAUACAAAGCAAAAUAAAGACCAUCGACAUCGAUGAGAAGCUGAAUCUGAACUCUCAGACUAAGGCGAUGCUCAACAAAGCUGACAGUCUGAGCUUCAAUAUUUUUGACUUCAAAGACUUGGUCGAAGAGAAAGAAUUGUAUGUGUUGACAUCGUAUCUACUCAACAAGCACGAUUUAUUCAGAGCCAUGAAAAUGGACCCUGAAGUGUUCUUCAGCUUCAUCACCAGGAUCCAGGACUACUACAACCACUCCUUCAUCGAGUACCACAACAAGACUCAUGGAGCAGAUGUGUGUCAGACUUCUUACUUCUUCUUGGAAGGGUGUGACUUAAGAAACAUUUGUAGACUGAGCGACAACGAGUUUGGAGCAAUGCUGAUUGCUUCUUCUUGACACGACUUCGAACACUUUGGAUUCAACAAUCCGUUUCUGAUAGAAUCAAGGCUUCCAUGGGCUAUUGAGUACAACGACCAGUCUCCGCUUGAGAACCACCACAUUGCAAGCACUUUCGGAGUGAUGCAGAAACAAGAAUACAACAUCCUCAAGAACUUGUCAACAGAAGAAUACAAAACUUGCAGGAAAAUGAUGAUUGACCUUGUGCUUGCCACUGAUGCAGCCCGGCACUUCACAGACUUAGCCAAGUUCAAGUCUAGAGUGGGUGCUGAAGACUUCGCACCCAGUGGUGAAGACAAACAGCCAGUGCUGAACAUGUCAAUUCACUUAUCUGACAUAUCAAACCCUGCAAAGCCGUUCAACUUGGCACUGAUAUGGACCGGACUGCUGUAUGAUGAGUUCUUCAAACAAGGAGACAGAGAAGUUGAGCAAGGUCGCAACCCUUCAUUCCUCAUGGACAGAAACACCACUAACAUCGCAGGCUGCUCUAUAGGGUUCAUCAACAUGCUGGUGACUCCUGCGUAUGAAGAACUUGUCAAAGUGAUACCAGACGCAUCUAUCUGACUGGACAAUAUCAACACUAACAAAGAUAAGUGGGAGGAGCAGAAAUCUGAGUUCGCCAAGAGGAUGGAGUCAAACAACAACUAUAUUCCAGAGUCAAGGGGUGUCAUUCUGGAUCCAAAAGACGUGAUGAAGUCAUCAGUCAACUUAAUGCCAUCUCCAAAGGGAGAACACUGGGGGAUGGGCAAGGGCUUUAACGAAAACCACGCCAUGCAAGUAACUCCAAUGUAA
Moneuplotes crassus is the source of this 2244-nucleotide messenger RNA. The record is from the annotation of a GenBank genome assembly. Lineage: Eukaryota; Ciliophora; Spirotrichea; Euplotida; Euplotidae.